CGGCUGGAUGCUUUAGCUCGAAAAGGCCAAUCAGAAGGCUUUGUUGUAGAAAUUUAAAGGUCUGUGCGGGACUUCGGAUGUAACUGAACAUCUUCUGGAGUCUAGGAGAAACUCCCGACAAGUUAGUUUUCAGUGCUGCUGAGCUUCUGACACUUGAAAAUGUCUGAGAACGUCGCUCGUCUGAACAAGUUCAAGAACAAAGGCAAAGAUGCCAGUGAGCUUCGACGCAGGAGAGUGGAGGUGAACGUCGAGCUCCGCAAGGCGAAGAAAGAUGACCAGAUGUUCAAAAGAAGAAAUGUGUCUGCGCAUCCUGAAGAGGCGACGUCUCCUCUGCAGGAAAGGACGCACAACUGCCAGGCUUUAAAGCAGUGGACAGUUGAAGAGAUCCUCACAGGAGUGAACAGCAGCAACGCAGAGUCCCAGCUUCAGGCUGCACAGGCUGCACGGAAGCUGCUGUCUCGCGACACUCACCCUCCCAUUGAUCAGAUGAUCAGGGCUGGGCUCAUCCCCAAGUUUGUGGCGUUCCUGGCCCGGACAGACUCCCCUCCGAUCCAGUUUGAAGCUUCCUGGGCUCUGACCAACAUUGCCUCAGGGACAACUGAUCAGACGGCGGCUGUUGUGGAGGGUGGGGCCAUCCCUGCCUUCAUUAGCCUGGUCACAUCCCCACACCAGCACAUCAGCGAGCAAGCUGUCUGGGCCCUAGGAAACAUUGCUGGUGACGGAUCAGCUCUUAGAGACCGGGUCAUCAAGCACGGAGCCAUAGCCCCUCUGCUCAGCCUGCUGGCACUGCCUGACUACUCUGUGCUCAGUACCAGCUAUUUGAGGAAUGUGACGUGGACGCUGUCAAACCUCUGCCGCAACAAGAGCCCCUCCCCUCCUAUGACUGCGGUCCAACAGAUGUUACCCACUCUCAUUCGUCUGCUACACCAUGACGACCCGGAGGUGCUGGCUGAUACAUGUUGGGCUGUUUCAUACCUGACAGAUGGCGCUAAUGACCGCAUUGAGGUGGUGGUCCAGGCGGGGCUAGUUCCUCGCCUGGUGAAGUUGCUCAGCUUUCCUGAACUGACCAUCAUUACCCCCGCACUGCGUGCCCUUGGCAAUAUUGUGACUGGAACUGAUGAGCAGACCCAGGUGGUGCUGGAUGCCGGGGCCCUGGUUGAGUUCCCCCGACUGCUGCGCCACAAAAAAGCCAGUGUUCAGAAGGAGGCAGCUUGGACUCUGUCCAACAUCACGGCCGGGAGGGACUCCCAAAUCCAGGAGGUCAUCAAUGCAGGCCUCAUUCCAUAUUUGGUUGAAGUUCUCACACGGGGUGACUACAAGACCCAGAAAGAGGCUGUGUGGGCUGUGACUAACUUCACCAGCGGGGGCACUGUUCAGCACGUGGUUUACCUUGUUCAAGCCAAUGUACUUGAGCCUCUUCUGAACCUGCUCUCAUCUAAGGAUAGCAAAAUUGUCCUUGUCAUCUUGGAUGCCAUCACCAAUAUCUUCAUGGCUGGGGAGAAAAUCGGGGAGGCAGACAAGCUGAGUCUGAUGAUUGAAGAAUGUGGUGGACUGGACAGGAUCGAGGCUCUGCAGGCUCAUGAGAAUGAGAUGGUCUACAAAGCAGCUCUCAACCUCAUUGAAAAAUACUUCUCUGGAGAGGAAGAAGUGGUGCAGAGUGUGGCCCCAGCAGUAACGACUGAUGGUUAUGCAUUCAGCACAAGUGAAAACCAGAGCACUUUCAAUUUCUAGACGUUCUACUACCUCUACCCUCAGCUGUACUGUACCCGCAUUGCUACUGUUUGUCUCUUGUUCAUGUGAUUGAUGUUCUUCUGUAUGUACUGUACAUACUGUUUUAAAAUGACUAAAAAUAAAGUUGCCAGAUUGUGUGAGGAUCA
Messenger RNA from Monopterus albus (swamp eel), 1877 nucleotides. It is a transcript of the gene kpna2, whose product is annotated as karyopherin alpha 2 (RAG cohort 1, importin alpha 1). Bases 160 to 1731 code for a protein of 523 amino acids. Gene Ontology annotation, cellular component: cytoplasm. Lineage: Eukaryota; Metazoa; Chordata; Actinopteri; Synbranchiformes; Synbranchidae. Gene Ontology annotation, biological process: protein import into nucleus. The record is from RefSeq and is a predicted model, not a curated record. The transcript has 11 exons. Gene Ontology annotation, molecular function: nuclear import signal receptor activity; protein binding.